AUGGUGGAAAUCCCCGAGUAUUGCCGCCCCGAGUCAGGAGGCCCAUCAGGGGUCGGAGCACCGGCGCCGCCAUCUUCACGUGCAUUCCUGGCUCCGGCCGUGGUGAGCCGGAUCUAG
Colletotrichum tamarilloi is the source of this 117-nucleotide messenger RNA. RefSeq lists its product as uncharacterized. NCBI's taxonomy places the organism in Eukaryota, Fungi, Ascomycota, Sordariomycetes, Glomerellales, Glomerellaceae. The transcript has a single exon. The record is from RefSeq and is a predicted model, not a curated record. The coding region runs from base 1 to 117 and encodes 38 amino acids.